Molecule: messenger RNA, 1244 nt
Organism: Nylanderia fulva
Lineage: Eukaryota; Metazoa; Arthropoda; Insecta; Hymenoptera; Formicidae
Product: osteoclast-stimulating factor 1-like
Biological process (GO): signal transduction
Molecular function (GO): protein binding
Source: RefSeq, a predicted model, not a curated record
UGUUAGAAUUACAGCCAUGAGUGUAGUUGUAAAACCACCUGUUCCACCUAAAACUAUUUGGAAACCUGGUAAGGUAAAAGUGGUCAGAGCAUUGUGCAAGUAUGAUGCGCAACGUGAAGAGGAAUUAUCAAUCGAAGAAGACGACUUAUUGUACAUUUAUGAGAAAGAUACCGAUCCAGACUGGUGGAGAGCCAAGUGCGGAGAACAAAAGGGACUUAUACCUGCUACCUAUGUCGAAGAACAAACAGAAGAGAUCGAGUUGCCCCUGCACGAUGCUGCGAGACGCGGCAAUGUCUCCUUUCUAAGAGAAUACUUGAAGCAGGGUAUAUCAGGGACUGGUUUAGACGCAGCUGGGAACACGCCGUUGUACUGGGCAGCACGUACAGGUCAUCUGGAUUGUGCGAGCGAGCUUCUUAGUUUGUCAAAUCCUGUGAUAAAUGCUCAAAAUAAAAUGGGUGAUACACCACUGCAUGUGGCAGCGAGUCAUGGACACUUGGAUAUGAUAAAUUUGUUGUUGGAACAUGAUGUGGACACAACGUUGAAGAAUAACGACGGCUUCACCGCAGAGGAAUUAUCUUCCGAUGCGUCCAUCAGAAACGCGAUACAACUACGGCAACGCAAUUAUGAGAGUACACAAGGCUACGGCGAUGAAGAUUAUAACGACGACGAGAAUAGCGAUUAAGAAAUUUCGAGUUAUAUAAGAAUUCCAUGUUACAAAAAAGUGAGCAUGUCACAUAUAAUAUAAAAGAGAAUAUCACAUAUCAAAUAAUAAUAAUAUUAAUGUUUAAGAGAUCUCAAAUGAUGCUCAUAUGCUGUAAGAAUCAUCCUUUUAUACCAUAUGAUAUAUAUAUUCGCAAUGUCUCUUUUACCAAUAUGAAAUAAUAAAUGAAAAUUCUCUUUGAUUAAAAUUAUAGACAUUAUAAAAAGGAUGGUAGACACACAUACAUGUUAUAUUAGUAUUUUAUUGUUACUGCCAUUAGCAUCAUUUUUCAGAAUAAAUAUUUAAAUGUGCAAUAAUCUAUAAAGAGCAUUUGAUAUAUAUACAACUAUAUUCAAACUAUAAUAAUCACAAUUGUUCUGUUGAUUGUAAAUUAUAAUUAAAUUAUAAAUAACAAUUCACACAAAAAAGUCAAUUCAAGGAAAAAUAUAGAAAUAUGCAAGGCCAUCAUCUAUGGAUUGGACAUGUGUAUAGACUAAACUUAUUUUUUUAAUAUAAAGUUCUUAUUUUUUCAUAAAUUAAUUUU